AUGUCAACUACUCAAGCCCCUUUACUUUGGGUACCAUUCAAAUCGACUUCUGAUGUUUCUUAUGGUCAAUCCAUUCGACAAACUAUCACUCAAACUUAUCAAGAAUCUCCUGAUACUUAUAAAGAAGAAAUCUUAUCAUUGGAUCGAUGUCGACAAGAUGCUUUGAGGGGUAGUGCUGGAAGUGACGUCACAGGGAGGGAUUUACUUUACAAAUACUUUGGUCAACUAGAGUUACUCGAAUUACGAUUUCCGGAAGUGAGAGUGCCUUUUCCUUGGAAAGAUGCAUUCACGGGUAAAGAAAUCUCACAACUAUCUUUGGCAUAUGAAAAGGCAUCUGUGAUCUUCAACAUCGCUGCUACACUAUCUUCACUCGCUGCACAACAGAACCGUACUUCUACUGAGG
Molecule: messenger RNA, 403 nt
Organism: Melampsora larici-populina 98AG31
Lineage: Eukaryota; Fungi; Basidiomycota; Pucciniomycetes; Pucciniales; Melampsoraceae
Exons: 3
Biological process (GO): protein transport to vacuole involved in ubiquitin-dependent protein catabolic process via the multivesicular body sorting pathway
Cellular component (GO): endosome
Source: RefSeq, a predicted model, not a curated record